This is a messenger RNA of Sitophilus oryzae (rice weevil), 1469 nucleotides long. RefSeq names its product RNA-binding protein 41-like. Gene Ontology annotation, molecular function: pre-mRNA intronic binding; U12 snRNA binding. The record is from RefSeq and is a predicted model, not a curated record. Gene Ontology annotation, biological process: mRNA splicing, via spliceosome. The transcript has 4 exons. The coding region runs from base 148 to 1386 and encodes 412 amino acids. Gene Ontology annotation, cellular component: U12-type spliceosomal complex. NCBI's taxonomy places the organism in Eukaryota, Metazoa, Arthropoda, Insecta, Coleoptera, Curculionidae.
GUCAAAUGUCAAAUAAAUUAAAAUAAAAAUAAAAAUAUUUAUAUUGUUUUAUAGUUUUUUAAAAAUCUAUUCUAAUUUAUGGUUUCUUUGAUAGUCUUUCUGUUCAUAAGUUAGAUUUUUAGCAGUACAGUGACAAGCAUAUAAAUAAUGUAUUCAAUUUUUAAUGGCAAAGCUAAAAAACAUGAUUAUUUAGGGGAAGGUGAACCUCCACCGAAAAAGAUUGUAACUGAAGGCACUAUUUUGAUUAAAAAUUUAGCAAAAAAACAAUUAAAAACCAAUGCAACAUUAACAGAACAACUGUUACAAAAAAAAGAAUUUGUAUCGAGUGAAAAAUAUACAGAUAUUACCAGUCACAUAAGUGGAAAAUCUAAUUUGACUGAUUUUAAGACGUCCAUAAACAAUGUAGAUACGUGGAAUUUGUUUAAGAGUAAAAAUAUUAGUGAUAGAGAUAUCGAAAUGUAUAAGGAAUAUAUUAGCCACAAUAACAAAUUUUGGGAAAAACAUAAACACAUUAAUAAGGAUGUGUUAGUUAAACAAUUAAAAUGCAUUGAAGAUCUAUUGGAAACGACUGACAAUGUGAAUGACAGACCUCUACCAACAUUAUCUAGACAUCAGCAACAAUAUUUAAAUUCUUUAAAACCAAACAGCAUUGAAACAAAAUUGUUAAAAUUUGCAACAGAAAACAUUCAAAACACACAGAAAUUAGUUUCCAAUGGACCAAUGGAUGAACUGUCUAAUAUGGAAAAACAAAUUACUGAAUCUAUUCAGCAAUAUACACAUUUGGACUAUAAGAAAAUUCGAAAAAAGGCAAGAUCUCUGGGAAACAAAAUAAUAAGCUUAGAAGAUGAUAUCAAAAAUAUAGGGAAUUGUGAUAACAGUACAAAGCUAAAAGAUAAGUUGCCCAACAAUUCUCUGUGGGAUAUAAAAGAAAAACCUACCAUUCCAAAUACUAAAAUAAUUGAAAAAUCUAAAACAUACAGUUGUAAGCCUGAGACUCUUUAUACUAUAAAAAACGAUCAGAUUAUUAAAUUGGAUGAUACAGAAUUGAAGAAAAAUUCUCAAAAUAAUUCCUGCAAGUCAAAGCUUAGCAUUGAGGAAAUCAGAAAUAUUCAAAAAUUUUCUGAUUACGAAACAGGAAUUCCUUCCAGAAUGUUAUUCUUGAAAAAUUUAUCAAAAAAUGUUAAAGACACUGAUUUUGACAGUCUUUUAGAGAACAUCCAUACUUCUUAUACUAUAAAAAUCAUGAAAGGGAAGAUGCGAGGCCAAGCAUUCAUAGAAUUUGUAGAUGAAGGUGAGUCAUCCAAGGCUUUGAAUAUAUUAAAUGGUGUUAUUUUAGAAGGCAAGCCUGUGAUAGUACAAUUUGGAAAGAGAAAAAGUAAAACUUGAGAUAUCCAGAUAAUAAAGAUUUUAAUUUGUCAUUUGUACACUCAAAAUAUUAAUGCAAAAUAAAAUAAAUGCUAGAAUCUGUA